This is a messenger RNA of Branchiostoma belcheri (Belcher's lancelet), 2434 nucleotides long. RefSeq names its product syntaxin-binding protein 1-like. The transcript has 17 exons. Bases 1 to 1737 code for a protein of 578 amino acids. Gene Ontology annotation, molecular function: syntaxin binding. Gene Ontology annotation, cellular component: plasma membrane; secretory granule. NCBI's taxonomy places the organism in Eukaryota, Metazoa, Chordata, Leptocardii, Amphioxiformes, Branchiostomatidae. The record is from RefSeq and is a predicted model, not a curated record. Gene Ontology annotation, biological process: neurotransmitter secretion; vesicle-mediated transport; intracellular protein transport.
AUGAACGAUGUGAUCAAACCCCUGAGGAAGAAGGGUGAAUGGAAGGUUUUGGUGGUGGAUAAGCUCUCCAUGCGGAUGGUGUCAGCAUGCUGCAGCAUGACCGACAUCACCUCCGAGGGCAUCACCAUUGUGGAGGACAUCACCAAGAGACGGGAGCCACUGAUGACUAUGGACGCCAUCUAUCUCAUCACGCCCGUCGAGAAGUCCGUGAAUUUGCUGAUGAGGGAUUUCGGCACAGCCCACAACACCAUGUACCGGGCAGCUCAUGUCUUCUUCACUGAAGCCUGCCCUGACGAGCUGUUUAAUGAGCUGUGUAAGUCCACCGCGGCCAAGUUCCUGCGGACUCUCAAGGAAAUUAACAUUGCUUUCCUGCCAUACGAGGAACAGGUGUACUCUCUGGACACUCGAGACGGUGCGUCUGAGUUCUACAACCCGCGCCCGUCCCCCAACAGGAUGUCUCGUCUGGAGAGAGUGGCCGAGCAGAUCGCUACACUCUGCGCCACACUGGGGGAGUACCCUGCCAUCCGCUACAGAAUUGAUUAUGACAAGUUACCAGAACUGUCCCAGCUGAUUCAGCAGAAGUUGGAUGCCUACAAGGCCGAUGACCCCACCAUGGGAGACGGACCUGAGAAAGCUCGCUCCCAGUUGCUGAUCCUGGACCGAGGGUUUGACCCCGUGUCACCCCUGCUGCACGAGCUGACCUACCAGGCCAUGUGCUACGACCUGCUGCAGAUCGACAAUGACGUCUACAGAUUUGAGGCGAAGGGCGGCCCACAGGGUGAGAUGGUGGAGAAGGACGCUCUGCUGGAUGAAAACGACGACCUCUGGGUCGAGUUCCGCCAUCAGCACAUCGCUGUCGUGUCCUCACAAGUGACAAAGAAGCUGAAGGAUUUUGCGACGGAGAAGCGAGUGAAGGGCGGAGAAAAGACCACCAUGAAGGACCUGUCCCAGAUGCUCAAACGCAUGCCACAGUACCAGAAGGAACUCAGAAAUUACUCGCUGCACCUGGCCCUGGCCGAGGACUGCAUGAAGAGUUAUUCUGGCAACGUGGAGAAACUCUGCAGGGUUGAACAAGAUCUGGCGAUGGGUACGGAUGCGGAGGGAGAGAAGAUCCGGGACCACAUGCGGAACAUAGUCCCCAUCCUGCUGGACCAGAACAUCUCCACUUACGACAAGAUCCGCGUCAUCCUGCUCUACAUCAUCGGCAAGAACGGUAUCUCUGAGGAGAACUUUAACAAGCUGAUCCAGCACGCCCAGAUCCCUGAAGAAGAGAAACACAUCAUCAUCAACAUGCAGUACAUGGGCCUGUCCAUUCUGCAGGAUACUGGCCGACGUAAGGGCAAGGUGGAGCGUAAGGACCGCAUCACGCAGCAGACGUACCAGCUCUCACGCUGGACUCCCGUCAUCAAGGACAUCAUGGAGGAUGCGAUUGAUGAUAAGCUGGACCAGAAGUACUUCCCCUUCCUGACUGGCAGGUCCACCACCGCCGGAUUUGCUUCCUCCGGGGCCAGAAGCGCGCGUUACGGCCACUGGCACAAGGACAAGGGUCCAGCCGACCGCUCCGUUCCCCGUCUCAUCAUCUUCAUCAUGGGCGGCACCACCUACUCCGAGAUGCGCUGCGCUUACGAGGUUACCAAGGAAACCGGACAGAAGUGGGACGUCAUCAUUGGUGGAACUCACAUCCUCACUCCGUCAGGGUUCUUGAACGAUCUCGCUGAGCUCGAGAAAACCUCCUGAUUUCUCCACAUUUUCUUCCCUUUCAUUUUGUUUGACUUGUUCCACCCACCUUUUGACUCCCGAAGGUUUUCUGAACGACCUUGCCGACCUUGUUCCCCAAGAUGGCCCCCAAGACGGGCAAGACAGAAUGGACUAGCCAAUCACCGAAGGGAAUUGACUAACCAAUCAGAGCUCAGCUUGUGUCCACUAACAUGGGGUAGCCAGCCAAUCAAAUGCUUGCUUGCAUAUGCUGAUAACCAAUCAAGAGUACCAGCUGUCUGAAUGACAACCAAUCAGAGGGAAGAUGACAUAUUCGUCUGGUUUGUGGUAACAUUUGAUCGACAGUUUAGAUGGUUUCAACUUGAAUUAUCCAAGAUGAAAAUAAUUAUAAUCGCAGCAGAAAACAGUAGAAAAGUAGGAAGAAAAGAAUAAAAAAUGAAAAUAGAUAAAUAAAUCCACAAUCGCUAUGUUCUAUGCAUGCUCAUAUGUGUUCUAACAUAAAGAAAUAAGAAGCAAGUUACAUAUAUAUAAAGCACACUGUGAAGUACGAGUAUAUAUAGAUUAGAGACAUUGAUUUGAGCUAAUUUCAUUGAUCAUCUUGUAUUUAUUUAUUUGUACAGUUCUGAUCUUGAUCAAUGUUUGCAUUAAUUAUAACAUGAAAAUGUAAAACAGAGAUAAAAAAAAAGGAGUUAACUUUAACCAAUCAUUGUAGGUAGCC